Messenger RNA from Cutaneotrichosporon oleaginosum, 1222 nucleotides. RefSeq lists its product as uncharacterized. Gene Ontology annotation, molecular function: nucleic acid binding. The record is from RefSeq and is a predicted model, not a curated record. NCBI's taxonomy places the organism in Eukaryota, Fungi, Basidiomycota, Tremellomycetes, Trichosporonales, Trichosporonaceae.
CCUCCACCCCAUUCAUCAACUCGUGUUUGUUCAUCCAGCUCUCCUCUUCCUUCCCCUUCUCAUCCCUCCUGAUCAUCUACAUCAUGUCCCGCGCAAAGCCAAAGCCGUACGACCGCGACCGCGACCGCGACCGCGACCGUGGCCGCAACCUCGAUGCGCCGUGGAAGCACGACCUCCACAGUUCGCACUCCCUCGCCGCGCGUCUAGACCGCGGCUCUUCGUCGGGAAGCGCAUCCCCAUCCCUCCUCAACCGUCUCGGCGGAGGAUCCGGGUCUGGGCGAGGCAAGGAGCUGCUUCCAAGCUCCACAAAGGGAGGGAUGUACGGCUUCGAUUCGAAACCCAACGCCGGAGUCGAGCUGCUUCCUUCAACGCCUUCCUCCAAAACUGCCCAGCCUUCCCGCGCCCGCCGAGGACAGGCUGGCGACGAAGCAGGUCGCACGCUGGCCGCAAAAAGCAUAGCAGCGAUUACGGGGCGUGUACGUGACCGCGACACUCUCAGCAUUGUCGGCGCGGCGCGUAGCACUUGGGUGAAAGUAGAGAGACUCGCUAGGGGCACGACGGCGGAAGAUGUCAAGUCGGCUUUCGCCCACCACCCUAUUGGUGGCGCACGAGUUUCGUCUCGCCCAUCCGACCGCACCGUUACGGUCGAGCUCGAGAUGCCUGACCGUGAGGCCGCGCUCGCGGUUGUGAAGGAGUACGAUGGUGUGCCGGCCGACGGGGAGACGCUGCGCGUGGCACUGGUCGGAGCUAGAGAUUUGGGCGCGCGCCUGCGUCGUGAUGUUGAGCCUGAGAAGCCAAAGCAGCCCGAACGCACGGGCAAAAUGUACGCUGAUCAGAUUGCGGAUGCCCCAGUGAUCACCGUGCCCCAGGAUCGCAGGGAGGCAAGGGUGGACCGGGGCGGUGGCUCGCUUGCGUCGCGGAUGGGACGGCGCUAGGCUAGGUGCGACGAUUCUCACAUUCAUUCCGGCCGGUGGCUACGAUCUGGAGGCGCAGGGCGACUCUGGCACAAUGGACCCACGACGCGUGCGCACACGCAGCUGUUGUACGAUAUGCAAUGCCUGUCUCUUCUUCACAGCAUACAAUCGAUCGCAUCUGUCUACUCCAACGUACACACAGCGGUAUGAAGCCACAGACCAGAACCAGAGUCAGGACAAAAUCACUACUUGGGAACAAGGACGGCGCAGAGCACUAUAACGAGAAUGACUGCAAUGCCAGCAAGGAC